Molecule: messenger RNA, 1744 nt
Organism: Psylliodes chrysocephalus
Lineage: Eukaryota; Metazoa; Arthropoda; Insecta; Coleoptera; Chrysomelidae
Source: the annotation of a GenBank genome assembly
UCAAAAAUAUUUUUAAUAUUGUAACUUUCCGCAAUGUCAUGCGAUAUAUUACAAAGUAUGUAAUAAUUGUGUUUCUCAUAAAAAAAUCUAAAUUAUUUUAAACCUAGCUUUCAGGAGAACUAAACAUUAUUUUGAAGUGUGAUGUGUUUCAUUACUUUCCUGUGUUAACGUGUAACUCCUAUGUUUUUUGAAGAAAAUUCGUAGAAAGAUGCAGUGGUUUAUGGCAGUUCCUCUUCUUCUGAGUUUUGCAGCUCACGAAGUCUACAUGCGUCAAAUUUCACAUAAAUCGAUUCUUAGAAACCACCCUAGGUUUCGCAAUUUGAAUAAUCUCGCCAAAAGAUAUCUCAACCUAUUAGAUGAUAGAACAAACAAGAAUUUCAACAGUUUAGCUUCAGAAAACGAAUGGCUCAGAAACGCUAAAUACACACCGGGAAAAAGACGCUUUGGAAUGAACCUAUUAGAUGAUAGCAGCGCCAAUGCAGCUAUUUCUGGAUCAGGCUCAGAUAAUGACUGGAUAAACGGAGGCAACAGCCCAGGUAAAAGAAGUUGCUUAUACACUAUGGGCGAAAGCUGUGCCAACGGAGGAAUUCCCGGAUCAGGCUCGGACAACGCUUGGUUAAACGGUGGAGACACUAACCCUGGAAAGAGAAGCCUAAAAUUAAAAACCUUUGGUGAUAGUUCGGUCAACGGCGAAGUACCUUCUGCUGGUGCGGAUAGUGAUUGGAUGAAUGGAGACAGUACCAACCCUGGAAAACGGAUGAAUCUCUUCGAUGACAGUAGCGCUAAUGGAUUCGUUCCUGGGGCAGGUUCAGACAAUGAUUGGAUAUACGGAGGCAAUAGUCCAGGAAAAAGAAGCGUCCGAAUGAAUCUUUUAGACGACAGUAGCGCUAAUGGUGCCGCUGCUGCUGGAACAGGUUCAGAUAGUGACUGGAUAAACGGAGGAAACAGUCCGGGAAAAAGAAGCGUCCGAAUGAAUCUUUUAGACGACAGUAGCGCUAAUGGUGCAGCUGCUGCUGGAACAGGUUCAGAUAGUGACUGGAUAAACGGAGGCAACAGUCCAGGAAAAAGAAGCGUCCGAAUGAAUCUUUUAGAUGACAGUAGCGCUAAUGGUGCUGCUGCUGCUGGAACAGGUUCAGAUAGUGACUGGAUAAACGGAGGCAACAGUCCAGGAAAAAGAAGCGUCCGAAUGAAUCUUUUAGACGACAGUAGCGCUAAUGGUGCUGCUGCUGCUGGAACAGGUUCAGAUAGUGACUGGAUAAACGGAGGCAACAGUCCAGGAAAAAGAAGCGUCCGAAUGAAUCUUUUAGACGACAGUAGCGCUAAUGGUGCUGCUGCUGCUGGAACAGGUUCAGAUAGUGACUGGAUUAAUGGAGGCAAUAGUCCGGGAAAAAGGAGUUUGUUAAGAAGGUUGCAAUGUUUAUACACAAUGGGAGAAAGCUGUGCUAAUGAAGGUAUUUCCGGAGCAGGAUCUGAUAGUGAUUGGUUAAAUGGAGACACUGUUCCUGGAAAGCGGUAAUAUAAUAAAAAAAUUGUGCUUCUACAUGGACUUAGUUUACAUUUAUAUUAAUGCAUGUGUUGUACAGACUAAACUAGAUAUAAAAUAUCGGUACUGUCCUUAGUAGUAAACAAUAUUUUUUAAUAGUUUGAUCUUCACACAAUGUCCUUCAUUAGCACAACAAAAUGAUCUCGUACAAAAUGUUCAUUAAUGAUUCAAUUUUGUUACAAAUAAACUAUUUAAUUAUAA